UAUUUCAUGAACAAAACUCAGCAGACUCGAGCUUAUUCCGCAUGGUUUUCGAGCAAGGGCUGAUGUUGCACUAUUGAACAUCGCAAUUUUGGUCAGUCAUUGUUUGAAAUGACUCAGAGGUUGUAAAAUUUUACGCAAGCUUCUGCGAGAUUUUCAUAUGUAUAAAUACUGUCAACGUUGUAGCCAAAUCAUUCAGUUGCUGUUUCAUUGAUAUAACAAGGACGUUCUAAUCACCUGGUUAAAAUGGAGUUGCCACAUUUAGGUGAGCACUGCGAUGUCAAAACUUGCAAUCGUUUGGACUUUUUACCAAUAAAGUGUGACGCUUGUGAAAAGAUGUUUUGCGGAGAUCAUAUGUCGUAUGCAAAUCAUAACUGUCCUAGUGCUCAUAAAAAAGAUGUUCAAGUACCAGUUUGUCCAAUGUGCAAUGCUCCAGUACCAUCCAAGAGGGGUGAUCCACCAGAUUAUGCUGUAAGCAUGCACUUGGACAAUGAAUGUGGAUCAGGGUACAAAGACCGUAGAAGAAGAAUUUUUACAAAUAAAUGCUCUAAGAAAGGAUGUAAAGUCAAAGAAUUAAUUCCAGUAUUGUGCAAAGAUUGUAGUUAUAAUUAUUGCUUGGGUCAUAGACAUCCCACUGAUCAUUCCUGUAUAGGACGUGAUCAAGCAAUGAGAGAAAAAAGACUCGAAGCUAUUGAAAAGAUGGAAUUGAAUAAAAGAAGAAGUGGAAAUAAAAAUACUAAAGAUUUGCUUCGUGGAGUGCAAGGUACUUUAAAUGAAGAUGAAGCAUUUGCUGCAGCUCUUCAAGCUUCUAUUAAUGAACAAGAGGGAAGACCAGCAGAGUGUUCAGCAUGGAAAAAUCAAAACAAAUGUCAAUUAUCAUGAAUAUUAGUUAUAAAAUUUUGAUUUCUGCUAAUAGGCAGAAUAUAUAACGCUUGGGUACUGAACAUUGGACUCUGAUAAUUUGAAGUUGUCUAGAAUUCAUCAAUUAAAAUAUCUUAUCUACUUAUAAAUUUUUAUAAAUAUAAAAUUGAUGAACUUCAAUUUUAAUAUGUUUAAAUUUAUACAGUUAAACAAAAAUCUUAUAUGUAAAUAUAUUCACUAACUGGUGCUUAAGUGAUUAUUCUGGAAAAAGUAAUUAUCCAUGUGCUAUUUUUCCUAUUUUAUAAAAUUUACAUAAAAAAAUUCUUCCUAUAUUAUAAUAAAUUUUAAUGUUUAAUUAAUGC
Molecule: messenger RNA, 1220 nt
Organism: Trichogramma pretiosum
Lineage: Eukaryota; Metazoa; Arthropoda; Insecta; Hymenoptera; Trichogrammatidae
Product: AN1-type zinc finger protein 2A-like
Exons: 2
Coding region: 244-879 (211 amino acids)
Biological process (GO): protein targeting to ER; proteasome-mediated ubiquitin-dependent protein catabolic process
Cellular component (GO): endoplasmic reticulum; cytoplasm
Molecular function (GO): zinc ion binding
Source: RefSeq, a predicted model, not a curated record